Messenger RNA from Pieris brassicae (large cabbage white), 1921 nucleotides. RefSeq lists its product as uncharacterized. The transcript is spliced from 6 exons. NCBI's taxonomy places the organism in Eukaryota, Metazoa, Arthropoda, Insecta, Lepidoptera, Pieridae. The record is from RefSeq and is a predicted model, not a curated record. The coding region runs from base 201 to 1100 and encodes 299 amino acids.
CCGAGCACGUCGCUUCAUUGAGCUGAUCGCUCCACAAUUACGACGUAAACUUUUUCGUACAUUAGUUAUUGGGAUGUAAUGUGAUAGUGAUAGUGGUUUGUGGACUAUUAGAUGUUUUAUAACGGAUUUAUAAUUAUGGGUCACCAUCUGAGAUGAGAUCCCACUUAGCUUGUAGCUUCAGCCGAUAGUGGACAGAUAAGAUGGCGAUAUCACGGCUUUGCUCACGUUUAGUGCUCCUUGUCUUCUUAUUAUUAUGUAAAGAGUAUUCAGUCCGAAGUCUGGAACUGCUGGAACUUCGUGUCCCCACACACGUACCGUUGGGCACGAGGCCAACCCUCUCGUGCAGGUGGCAGCUUGGCCCUUCUGAUGUGCUUUAUUCCGUUAAGUGGUACAAAGAUGGCAAGGAGUUCUUUAGACACGUCCCACGAGAUAGUGAGACGAGGAGAAAAUUCUUUUUACCGGGCGUGGAUGUUGAGGAUUCAAGCCCAAAUGGUGCCAAUGUGACGUUGGCGCCUGCUGCAUUGGAGACGGGCGGUCGUUACCGCUGUGAGGUGUCUGGCGAAAGACCCUUGUUCCCCACAGUCUCCGACCACUCAGAUAUGAUCAUAGUUGCCCUCCCAGAAUUCGGUCCGGUGAUUACUGGGUCCAAACUGCGGUACCACGUUGGUGACCGUGUCCAAGUAAAUUGCACUUCUGGACGGUCCCGGCCAGCAACACGGCUUUCUUGGUACAUCAAUGGAGAACCAGCACCCUCAGGCGCCGUGCUUGCACCAGAACAUCACAGUCACGAGGACGGCCUGGAGACCACGAGUUUGGCACUCGACUUCAAAGUUAAACCAAAGCACUUUAGGAAAGGAGACCUCAAACUCAAAUGUCUAGCGACUAUAGCUACAGUGUACUGGAGGAGCAACGAAGAAAGUGUUCAAGGGGAGAGGAUGAAGGGCUAUGCAAGGUCUCGAGAACUCGCUGAAAAUUCUCGAGCUGAUCGCGUCCAAGCUGCUGGCUGUGCCAACCCAUCUGCGCUUAUAACCAAAUUAUUACUGUUUUUCCUCAUUAUUACCAAUAAAAUAGAAAUGUUUAUUCCUUUUCAAUUAUUUUAAUGUUUGCAUGCAGUUAAAUAUACAAACGAGAAAAGCCUUUUGGAAUCAUUAAUCCAGUAAAAAUUCUCUAAUUUUCCUUCUGACAAUCGGAAUGUUUUAUUAUUCGGUAAUUGCUGGUAUUAAUUGGUAUUAUUUUCAUUCAAAGGUCAGGUAUAUAUUAUGUUUGUACGUAAAUUACGCUGGAAAUAUAUUCGGCCCGUAGCCACUCGUUUAAAUAUACAUUUUGAUCAAUCUUCUCUAAUUGUACAAAUUUGUUUUCUGGUUAUAUAAAUGGAAGAAAAGUUCAUUUCAGUUUCAGUGGUUAAUAACCACGAGAGCUUAAUAACAUAUCAUGAGGAAAAUUGAAUUUAUUUUCUUUUCUCAAUAAAUUGUUUAAUAAUUCUUCAAGUACUGUUUUACCAAUUCUCAAAAAAUAAUGUUCUUUAAAUAUCAUAUAUAACAUUGUACUGUAAUGCCAAAAAGAAAAAUCUACUUUAUUCAAGAAAAUUGCGUAUUUAUUUUCAGAUUAUUCGCUUUUCCAUAUAAGCUGCUUUUCUUAGAAUCGUUAGUGCAGUUGAAAACAAAGAAAACAGUAUAUUAGUGAAAUAAACGUUUUAUAACUAGUCACUUUAUCAAAGCUUACGGAUAAUUAAAUAAGAAUAAAAGAUUUCUUAAUAUACAGGGACAAUAGAAUAAACGUUGAUUAUGAAUGUCCUAGUAUUCGCGAAACUUCAAUUUCGGAUAGGUAUAUACACAGUUGAGAGCAGUGUUGGCCUAGUGGCUUCAGCAUGCGAUUCUCAUCCCUAAGGUCGUAGUUUAGAUCUCGGCUGUGUACCAAUAGA